GCGACAGCGGCGUCCCGGGCCCCGCCUCGCCCCGCGCGGACCCCUCCCCGACGGGCCCCCAGCCCUCCCCGCAAGGCGGCCGGGCGCAAGCGCAGGCGCAGCCGCCGCGGCGGGGCGGGGCGCUACCGAGCGGAGGGGGCGGGGUCGCGAACUCUGACCUCCGGGAGCCGGAGCCGCCGCCACCACCACCAAAUAAACCCGCCGGAGAGGCCGCUGGGUGUUGGGACCCUCAGGUUCAUCUGUAAGAUCAAAAAAUAAGUGUGUCUAAGCUCCAGCUCACCUCGCAACAAUUUACAGAGCUGCGGGAAAGUAUGGGAGACUUCAGAUGGCUUAAGAUAUAAAUUUCUGCUGCUGUGGAAGGGUGUGAUCCUCUCCACCACUGGUACAGCAGUAGCAUUUGCAUGGAAGUUCUGGUGAUUAAAGAUCAUGGCAACCGUAGAGGAACUGGCCCAUCAAAUUUUUGAACAGCAAAUGGGAGAGAUUACCCAUUCCCAGGGAGCUGUUACACAAACACUAAUGGAUGGGAUAGCACAACGAAUACAGAUUGUCCCUGCAGAUUCAGGCCUCUCUUUACCACAACGUAUACAGAUUGUCACAGAUCAGCAGACGGGCCAGAAGAUUCAGAUUGUUACAGCACUUGAUCAGAGCUCAGCAGGCAAGCAGUUCAUCUUAACAAAUCAUGAUGGCUCUACCCCAAGCAAGGUGAUCCUUGCCAGACAAGAUUCCACUCCAGGAAAAGUUAUCCUAGCAACUCCAGAUGCUGCAGGUGUCAACCAACUGUUUUUUGCAUCCCCUGAUAUAUCUGCACAACACAUCCAGAUUUUAACAGACAACUCUCCCAAUGAACAGAGCCUAAAUAAAGUGUUUGAUCUGUGUGUUGUAUGUGGAGACAAGGCAUCAGGGCGUCACUAUGGAGCAGUAACUUGUGAGGGAUGCAAAGGAUUCUUUAAAAGGAGUAUACGGAAGAAUUUAGUGUAUUCGUGCCGAGGAACAAAAGACUGUGUCAUUAACAAACACCACCGGAAUCGAUGUCAGUACUGUAGGCUGCAGAGAUGCAUCGCGUUUGGGAUGAAACAAGAUUCUGUACAGUGUGAGAGGAAACCUAUUGAAGUAUCAAGAGAAAAAUCUUCAAACUGUGCAGCUUCUACAGAAAAGAUCUACAUUCGGAAAGAUCUUCGUAGUCCAUUAGCUGCAACUCCAACUUUUGUAACAGACAAUGAAACAGCAAGAUCAACAGGUCUGCUGGAAUCAGGAAUGUUUGUUAACAUUCAUCAGUCUGCAAUAAAAAGUGAGCCUACUGUGCUGAUGACUCCAGAUAAGGUUGAAGCAUGCCAGGGAGAUUUAAGUACACUGGCAAACGUGGUGACUUCAUUAGCAAAUCUCAGUAAAUGCAAAGACAUGUCACAAAGCAGUACAGAGCUAUCUAUGAUUGAGAGUUUAAGUAAUGGAGAUGCAUCAUUAUCUGAACUCCAGCAAGAAGAGCAAGGUAGUAGUGAUGUUACAAGGGCAUUUGACACUCUUGCAAAAGCACUAAAUCCAGGAGAGAGUGCAGCGUGCCAGAACUCUGAAAGUAUUGAAGCCAGCGUACAGCUCAUUGGUGGAGAAACAAGCAUGAAUGUCGUUGAAAUAGAGGGGCCACUACUCAGUGAUGCACAUGUAGCAUUCAGGCUCACCAUGCCUUCUCCUAUGCCUGAAUAUCUUAACGUUCACUAUAUCUGUGAGUCUGCCUCCAGGUUGCUUUUCUUGUCCAUGCACUGGGCACGUUCCAUUCCAUCUUUCCAAGCUUUAGGACAGGAUAACAGCAUAUCAUUAGUAAAAGCCUGCUGGAACGAACUUUUUACGCUUGGUCUUGCACAGUGCUCACAAGUUAUGAAUGUGGCAACUAUAUUAACUGCAUUUGUUAAUCACCUUCAUGGCAGUUUACAGCAAGAUAAGCUGCCAACAGACAGAGGAAAAUUAGUAAUGGAGCAUAUCUUCAAAUUGCAAGAGUUCUGUAACAGCAUGGUUAAGCUUUGCCUAGAUGGAUAUGAAUAUGCAUAUUUGAAAGCAAUCGUCCUCUUCAGUCCUGAUCACCCAGGUCUAGAAAAUGUGGUGCAGAUUGAGAAAUUUCAAGAAAAAGCUUACAUGGAGUUCCAAGACUAUGUAACAAAAGCAUAUCCGGAUGAUACUUACAGACUGUCUAGACUUCUUCUCCGAUUGCCUGCUCUUAGGCUGAUGAGUGCUGCCAUCACUGAAGAGCUAUUCUUCGCAGGACUAAUUGGAAAUGUUCAGAUUGAUAGCAUCAUCCCAUAUAUUCUACGAAUGGAGACAGCGGACUACAACUCUCAGAUAAUUGGUCAUGCUGUAUAAAAGUAGCAAUCAAGGAUUCUGCACCAUGGCAGUCAUGGUGAUGUAAAUGCAUACCCUGUCUCCAAGAGAUGGCAAUAAGCCUUCCCGUGCACCUUUCCAAAGAAGGCUAAUAUUCCUCCUUUCCAGUACACUUGGGAAACGUGAUGGAGUGUAUUAAGGAAUAUAGGAUCGCUUCCUAUAUUUCAUCUGAUCUUCAAGGACUUGUAAAUUAACUUGAUAUCUGAAGAAAGUCAAGAAUUGUCCAUCCUAUUUUUGUAGAUAGAUGAACUUGGAAUAUUUGUUUAUGAAGUCCAGGCUUGUGAAGAAACUGAAGAAGCUUUGACUGAACUAAGGUAUCUCAAAUUAGUUUGAUGUUUUAGACAAAUAAAUUAACUUUCCUCUCUGA
This is a messenger RNA of Grus americana (Whooping crane), 2734 nucleotides long. RefSeq names its product nuclear receptor subfamily 2 group C member 1 (gene NR2C1). Bases 427 to 2349 code for a protein of 640 amino acids. The record is from RefSeq and is a predicted model, not a curated record. Gene Ontology annotation, biological process: anatomical structure development; cell differentiation; negative regulation of transcription by RNA polymerase II. The transcript has 16 exons. Gene Ontology annotation, molecular function: nuclear receptor activity; zinc ion binding; RNA polymerase II cis-regulatory region sequence-specific DNA binding. Lineage: Eukaryota; Metazoa; Chordata; Aves; Gruiformes; Gruidae.